Diceros bicornis minor is the source of this 2815-nucleotide messenger RNA. It is a transcript of the gene WDR20, whose product is annotated as WD repeat domain 20. The record is from RefSeq and is a predicted model, not a curated record. Bases 32 to 1729 code for a protein of 565 amino acids. Lineage: Eukaryota; Metazoa; Chordata; Mammalia; Perissodactyla; Rhinocerotidae. The transcript has 4 exons. Gene Ontology annotation, molecular function: protein binding.
ACUUAGGGCAGGAUGAACGCUGCUUUCCAAGAUGGCGACGGAGGGAGGAGGGAAGGAGAUGAACGAGAUUAAGACCCAAUUCACCACCCGGGAAGGUCUGUACAAGCUGCUGCCGCACUCAGAGUACAGCCGGCCCAACCGGGUGCCCUUCAACUCGCAGGGAUCCAACCCUGUCCGCGUCUCCUUCGUAAAUCUCAACGACCAAUCUGGCAACGGCGACCGCCUCUGCUUCAAUGUGGGCCGGGAGCUCUACUUCUAUAUCUACAAGGGGGUCCGCAAGGCUGCUGACUUGAGUAAACCAAUAGAUAAAAGGAUAUACAAAGGAACACAGCCUACUUGUCAUGACUUCAACCACCUAACAGCCACAGCAGAAAGUGUCUCUCUCCUAGUGGGCUUUUCCGCAGGCCAAGUCCAGCUUAUAGACCCAAUCAAAAAAGAAACUAGCAAACUAUUUAAUGAGGAAAGACUAAUAGACAAGUCACGAGUAACCUGUGUCAAAUGGGUCCCCGGUUCGGAAAGCCUUUUUCUAGUAGCCCAUUCGAGUGGGAACAUGUACUUGUAUAAUGUGGAGCACACUUGUGGCACCACAGCCCCCCACUACCAGCUUCUGAAGCAGGGAGAGAGCUUUGCCGUGCACACUUGCAAGAGCAAAUCCACGAGGAACCCUCUCCUUAAGUGGACGGUGGGCGAGGGGGCCCUCAACGAGUUUGCUUUCUCCCCAGAUGGCAAGUUCUUGGCGUGCGUGAGCCAGGACGGGUUUCUGCGGGUGUUCAACUUUGACUCGGUGGAGCUGCAUGGCACGAUGAAAAGCUACUUUGGAGGCUUGCUGUGUGUGUGCUGGAGCCCGGACGGCAAGUACAUUGUGACAGGUGGAGAGGACGACCUGGUGACAGUCUGGUCCUUUUUGGACUGCCGAGUGAUAGCUAGAGGCCACGGGCACAAAUCCUGGGUCAGUGUUGUGGCAUUUGAUCCCUAUACCACUAGUGUAGAAGAAAGCGACCCUAUGGAGUUUAGCGGCAGUGACGAGGACUUCCAAGACCUUCUUCAUUUUGGUAGAGAUCGAGCAAAUAGUACACAGUCCAGGCUAUCCAAACGGAACUCUACAGAGAGCCGCCCUGUCAGUGUCACGUAUCGGUUUGGCUCGGUGGGCCAGGACACACAGCUCUGCUUAUGGGACCUUACAGAAGACAUCCUCUUCCCUCACCAACCCCUCUCAAGAGCAAGGACACACACAAAUGUCAUGAACGCCACGAGUCCUCCUGCGGGAAGCACUGGGAACAGUGUCACAACGCCUGGCAACUCUGCGCCCCCUCCUCUGCCACGGUCCAACAGCCUCCCACAUUCCGCUGUCUCAAAUGCCGGCAGCAAAAGCAGCGUCGCAGAUGGGGCCAUUGCUUCUGGGGUCAGCAAAUUCGCAACACUCUCACUACAUGACCGGAAGGACAGGCACCACGAGAAAGAUCACAAGCGAAACCAUAGCAUGGGACACAUUUCUAGCAAGAGCAGCGACAAACUGAACCUAGUUACUAAAACCAAAACGGACCCAGCUAAAACUUUGGGAACACCCCUGUGUCCUCGAAUGGAAGACGUUCCCUUGUUAGAGCCGCUCAUCUGUAAAAAGAUAGCACAUGAAAGACUGACUGUAUUAAUUUUUCUUGAAGACUGUAUAGUCACUGCUUGUCAGGAGGGAUUUAUUUGCACAUGGGGAAGGCCUGGUAAAGUGGAGUAACCCCUGGAUCCGAGGAAAAGAGCUCCUAUAGAUUCUGAGCAGGGGUCAAUUGCUACAUCCCAUUUGCCCUUUGCUUCCUGUUCUUGUCCAGAUUAACAGAUUUCAGUUUUAAGGUAAGAAACCGGAGAUAAGAUGACUUAGAGUGGGACAGCACGUUUCCCAGCUUCCUUCCAACAAGGUGUGGGCAAAGCUGAAGGUCAAUUUCAGAUUGUCACCCCUCAUUGAAUCCACACAAGUCGCGGCAGUGUUUGCUUAAAUGCUUGUCAUGUGUAAACAAUACUAACCGAUUGAAGCGCUUUUCAGGAUAGCUUAAGAAUAAGCUUGUGUUCAUAGAACUGAAAAUUUGUAGCUUUAAUGUUGCACUAUUGUAACCUUAACAUUAUUCUUAAUAAAUGAAUGCCAAACUGUCAUGUACAAACGUGCAUCCCAAUAAUAAAUGCAAAGGAAUGUAAGUGCUCUUUGCCGGAUAAGGGAUCAAAUAUGCUCAGGUUAAUCCGAGCUCACGCCUGCACUGCAGAAAUCAGUGCGAGCCUCCCACCUCUCAGUAGGAGCCACUGGAAGGGACAGAUACACCUCCUACUGGUGCAGGGAGCGGGUCAGCUCCAAAACCCCGUUCCAAGGCCGCUGCACCUGAGGAGCAGGCCUGGGCUUUGUUCUGGGCCCCCCCACGGCCCGGAUCCUUCUUCUCCUAUCUGCUGGACCCUGUUUGCUGGCGCUAAAGUGAGAGGGCUCUCCGUGGCCCUGACCUGCAGCCCUUGGGAAAGGCGUGAACGGCCCCCUGGGAGGUGCCCCUGCCUUUGGGCCAACCGCGUCCCGGAGAACCCAGGCCCCGAGAGACCACUUUCUCCCCCAGGCCAGCCCUGCCCAGAGUAUUACACUCAAGCCAGGGGCUGAGUUCAGUGGAUUCUGGUGUGUUAGGAACGUCAUGCAAUGAUCUGGAUAGGAAUUAAAUAGAUGAAAAUGGAGGAUUUGGUAAAACACUGGCUUCCAAACUGACAGAAGUCUAAUUUUGAUCGUGGGAAACUGCUGGAAAAGGAGGAGUGACUGUGACUUUCUCCGCUGCCCAGGCUUUUGCUGGAUUAAUGU